UCUCACCUUUUACACGAUGUCAUCCGGAAAAUCAUCGUCUUCGGUGUUUCCGAUGGAAAAAUUAGUGCGAGUCGGUUAUUACGAGUUAGAGAAGACAAUCGGAAAAGGAAAUUUCGCCGUCGUUAAGUUGGCCACGCACAUAGUUACCAGAACGAAGGUGGCUAUUAAAAUAAUCGACAAGACUGCUUUAGACGAAGAGAACUUAACCAAAAUCUUUCGGGAGACCGCAAUUUUAAAGAAACUCCGCCACCCGCACAUCACCCGGCUCUAUCAAUUAAUGGAAACGGACCAAACUAUCUAUAUGGUCACGGAAUACGCCAGUAAAGGAGAAAUUUUCGAUUUGGUCGCUUCGAAAGGGAGGAUGCCCGAACCGGAAGCGAAGAGGAUCUUUUCGCAAAUCGUUUCCGCCUUAUCCUACUGUCAUCUGCAGGGCGUUGUUCACCGCGAUUUAAAAGCGGAAAAUUUGCUUUUAGAUCAUAACAUGAAUAUAAAAAUUGCCGAUUUUGGUUUUAGCAACCAAUUCACUGAUGGGUGCUUACUUUCCACAUUUUGUGGAUCUCCACCGUACGCCGCACCAGAAUUAUUCCAAGGAUUAAAUUAUGAUGGCCCAAAAGCCGAUAUUUGGAGCCUUGGCGUUGUCCUCUACGUUAUAGUUUGUGGCUCACUCCCUUUCGAUGGAAGAACAUUACAAGCGUUAAAAAACGUCGUUAUUGAAGGAAAAUUCCGAAUACCUUACUUCAUGACUGAAGAAUGCGAACAUUUAAUUCGUCACAUGUUAGUGGUCGACCCCGAAAAGCGAUUAACAAUAUCCCAAAUCGAAAAGCACCCUUGGUUAAUGGACUCCCCGAUCGUUGACACUGGCCCCGAAUGGGAAGCGCAACAACAAAUCAACCUAACCGUAAUCGAUCAUAUGAUGCAAUUACCCGGAUUAUCCCAAGGAAUGAUUUUAUCAUCGCUUCGAGCGAACUCUUUCGAUCAUAUUUACGCUAUUUAUAAUUUAUUGGUAGAUAAAUUGCAUCAACGGACGAUUAAGUUUCAAAAAAAUUCUCAACCGCAUCAAAAAUUGUUAAACGCGAAUAACAAAAUUAACGAACGGAGUGAGUCGUUUAACGAGGAAUUAGUAACGAAUUUAAUCGGUGAGAUAAAUAGUAAAUCUAGUGAGAUUUCGCGGUUUUCCGAUCACCAACAGAAUCAGCAACAACCGUUGAAUUAUCGUCGAGAGAGUUUUAACGAAAAUUGUUUACGCUCGGUUCGCGAUGAAGUUAAGGAACGUAGGAAGUCGUUGAAUGAGCCCCCGGAUGAAGUGGGGAGUCCCUUCGUGUCGAUGCCCGCCGUGUACUUCGUGGGGGAAAACCAAGAAAAUCAACCUUUAGAGAAAUUCGGCGAGAUGGAUUUAGAUCAACCCGAUGAAUCUCAUUCGUUAACCGUGCCAACGACGGGGUAUGGAAGCUUCUUAUCAGGUUCUGGAGAUCGAUAUUUAACAGUGAGGAGACACACAGUUGGUCCUGGAGAUACCGCGCAUGAACAGGUGUUGGAAAAUCAUUAUUUAGUGACACCUCAAGAUGUGGGGGUAACUGGAGGGAGGAUUUUACCACACACUAAUCUUCCAUUGCAUCUCCCCCUUUUGGGGCAACAAAAUCCGCAUUAUUUUAGCGCGAAGGAUCCGCAUUUAUUAAAACCACCGACGGUUAUGAAUGCUGCUGGAGGUUUUGGACGAAGAGCUUCAGAUGGCGGUGCUAAUUUACACAUGGCGUGGGGAACCCCCGGAUCUCACGAACAACUCAGCGGGAUGUCCACAAGUUCAAGCGGAAACCCUAGUUUAAGUAGUGGGGCCACCCAAACGAUAAACGAUCAACAACCCGCUUUAUUAGACGAAGCUGUAUCGCGUUACAUGCAAUCUCGAGGAAACGCUAAACGCCACACGAUGGCUAAUCCCGAAGACGUUCAUAAUCUGCAAUCUUCCGGUGCGGGAGGAAGUGGUGGAGGUUCGGGGAGUCGGACGAGACGUACUGGGUUAUUAACUGUUAUGGAACGACCUCCAGUAAUCUCACCCGAGUUAAUAAGAGAAGUCGAGGCCAGGAUGAAUCGUAAUUAUAUGCCUCCGAUGAUGCCUCCGCACGUACGGAAACAUUCCAGGCACGCUGUUAAACCCCAUUUAUUGCCCACUGUACAAGAAUUACAAGGUCGAGAACAAAAAUCGUCGGAACGUUUUAGCCCCGUUCGAAGAGGAAGUGAAGGUUCAAACAGUGGGAAUCGCACUCACAGCCCUUCGACGCCCCAACAAGAAUGUCAACGUCUCCAACGUGGUUUAGCACCCCGCGCGAGCCCCCCCAGAUCAAUCCCCGGCUCUCCAAUUCAUCAAAUGUCGUCAUCAUCAUCAUCGAGCGACCGCCAUCCAAUUAGUAACGAAUCAACAUCUCCAAUUCACCAAAUUUAUUCGAAUUACCAAGAAACCCCAUCCCACGAUUACCACCGUUACGUCACCGGUCGAGAUCAUAAUUUCAAACUAUCAGAAUCGACUUUAAUCCCCCCAGAAACGUUUCAAAGCACCCCUUAUUUCGAUAUGAAUAUGAAAGGAUUUAAUUCAGGGACGAUUUCUCCGUACGGCGGUGGAGGAGGGGGGAGUUCGAGUGGGUUGGGGUCCCCGAUUCACCACCAAAAUUUAUUUCCUAUUCACGGAAUUAAUUUUUCGCAAGCAUCGGGGUCAUCUCCGAUUUUAAAACCAUUAUUAAGUCCAAAUUCGUCCCCUUCCUUUGGAUUUUCUUCAAAUCACCAAACUCCGUCGAGUGUCUCGUCGAUUACUCAAGGAAUUUCCGGUUUAAACACAACCUGUGGAGCGGGGUGUGGCGGUGGAGUUGGUUCGAUAACCCAAGGGACUCCGACGACUUCAAAUUUACAAUUGGAGUUGCGGAAUCAAAUUUGUUGUGAUGAUAAGAUUGAGAAUGUUGUGUAUGGAGGGGCGGGGUAUCAAGGGAACUUUUUGCAUCAAAACGUUCCGCAUCAUAUGCACCAUAUUUAUAAUCAUCGGAGUUUAACGAAUUCGCCGAUUAGUAAUCCGGGGAGUCCCGGGUUAGAUAUGAUUCAAGAGGAAGUCCCCGGGAAUGUUGGAAGCGGGAAUGGAAGCGUUGUUUUGGUGAGAUCGGAUCAAAACUCCGUGUGUCACCCCCAAAUUUCGGUCACCGACGAAGAUGGAAGUAAAGUAACUUUAGUGGCCGGAUCUGAUACAUCAGAAGAUUCCAUGGAUAGUUUGGAGAAUCAGAGGGUCUCAAAAAUACCUUCUUUUUUAAUUUCGGAACCAUCCGAGAAUCUCCCAUCAAUAACAAAAGGAAUUGGGCGUAAAAUAAGCUCGGAAAACGACGAUCAAAAAUAUCACAGAAGAAAUUCUGAUAAAACUUCGAUUUAUUCAGAUGAUUCUUUAUCAAACGAUAGUUUUAGUGUUGGUAAUCAAAGCCCGAAUUCAUCAAAUCAAAAUGAUACUUUUCAAGAAGGAUAUCAAGAUCAAGAAGAAGAAAUAUCUGAGGCGAGUUUUCAAAUUUUUGGGAAUUUAACUUUUGAUGAUUCAACGUCGAAAUCGGGGUCUUUCGAGUUACCUUUACCGGAAGUUUGUUCGAAUCUAGAAACGAGUGAUAUUUUGGAAUUAGUUAAAAGAACGAUUACGGAUCAGAUCCCCCCGAAAAUGUGCGCUUCGCAUUCGGACGAAGAUUUCUCUGAGAAAUUAUCGUUGGAGUACGAAGGUGGGAUUCAAAUCGAAUUGAAAGUUAUCGAUCGGCAGAAAGCGUCGAAGGGGAUUAAAAUGAGGAGGAUUUCCGGUGAUCAUUUGGUUUAUAACCAAUUGUGUCAACAGUUGAUUUCGUGUAUGACGGUUUCGUAGCAUUUUUAAUUACUUUUUUUUAUAGAUCUCAAAUCUUAAGAUUCUAAGAUACUUUUAAUUCCAUGAUUUUACAUUCCAAGCUAAAUUUUAAAUUAAAAUUUUCUUUUUUUUUUUAAUUGUAAAUAUGUGUGUAAAUAAGGACGAUUUAAAAGAAAAAGGAAAAUAUUGAAAGACUUUUCGCACAAGAACAUAACCUUAUUCAUUCUUUUUUUUUGUAGGUUAUAUUUUUGUAUAAAAAAGUAAGGUUACAUUCCGAUAGUUUUAAUGAAAGU
This is a messenger RNA of Onthophagus taurus, 4143 nucleotides long. The record is from RefSeq and is a predicted model, not a curated record. Lineage: Eukaryota; Metazoa; Arthropoda; Insecta; Coleoptera; Scarabaeidae.